Messenger RNA from Penicillium canescens, 3375 nucleotides. It is a transcript of the gene msh3, whose product is annotated as mismatch repair protein MSH3. The record is from RefSeq and is a predicted model, not a curated record. Gene Ontology annotation, cellular component: nucleus. The coding region runs from base 1 to 3375 and encodes 1124 amino acids. The transcript is spliced from 3 exons. Gene Ontology annotation, molecular function: mismatched DNA binding; ATP binding; ATP-dependent DNA damage sensor activity. Lineage: Eukaryota; Fungi; Ascomycota; Eurotiomycetes; Eurotiales; Aspergillaceae. Gene Ontology annotation, biological process: mitotic recombination; mismatch repair.
AUGACGCCUCAAUCAUCGCAAUCCUCCGCACCUUCACCGUCUCUGAAACGAAAGCAACCAAGCAUCUCUAGUUUCUUCACCCAGAAAUCCACAUCCAGCUCCUCGCCCAAAGACUCCGAAGCGACCCCUACCAAGGGGCCCAAGAAAAGACAAGCCUCACCAGCGGAGAAGAUCAACGAGUCGAAACGAGCUGAUACAGUGGAAGAGGAUGACGACGAGGAUAUUGUUGUACCGGCUCCAAAACGAGCUAAGACCGCCGGCACAGACGCAGAAGAGCCGAUUCGAGUUGCGACGAGCGUGCCCUUCGAACACACUUCCCAGCCGAGUAGUAGUCAACGCACCGAUAUUUUCAAGUUCCAAAGCUCCCCUGCUGUUGCUACGAGUGUUACUGCUAGAGAUGCUACGGAAGAAGCCGAUCCAGAACAGGAUCGACGGAAGAGAGAGAAGGAGAAGCUACACCAGAAAUUUGUCAAGAAGCUCGGCGGAGCCGAUUGCUUGAUUGGAAUUGGGAGGACAGCUGCAAACGAUGCUGCUGCUGGAGCGGACGAUGCUGCAGAGGCUGAGGACGAUGAUGAAUCUCCUCCUCCAAUCAAGGGCAAGGGUGCCAAGAAGGGCGGGAGCAAGCUCACGCCUAUGGAGAAACAGGUCGUCGAAAUUAAGCGCAAGCAUAUGAACACUGUACUGGUGAUUGAAGUCGGAUAUAAGUUCCGGUUCUUCGGAGAGGACGCGCGUAUUGCCGCAAAGGAGUUGGGCAUUGUGUGUAUCCCGGGAAAGUUCAGAUUCGAUGAGCAUCCCUCGGAGGCACAUCUUGACCGGUUUGCUUCAGCCAGCAUUCCAGUGCACCGACUACAUGUCCAUGUGAAACGACUCGUCACAGCAGGCCACAAGGUCGGAGUGGUGCGACAGAUCGAGACAGCUGCACUCAAAGCUGCGGGUGAUAACCGCAAUGCGCCGUUUGUCCGCAAGCUGACGAACCUCUACACCAAAGGAACCUACAUUGAUGACGCUGAAGGUCUGGAGGGUCCUGCCCCGGCAGCGGGAGGCACCUCGCCUGCUACGGGUUACAUGUUCUGUAUGACAGAGACUAACGCCAAGGGCCCGGGUAACGAUGAGCGGGUGCAUGUCGGAAUCAUUGCAGUUCAGCCGGCUACAGGUGAUAUUAUCUACGACGACUUUGAGGAUGGCUUUAUGCGCAGCGAGAUCGAGACACGACUCUUACACAUUGCCCCAUGUGAGAUUUUAAUCGUUGGCGAGAUGUCCCGAGCCAGCGAGAAGCUUGUUCAGCACUUGUCCGGAAGCAAAAUGAAUGUCUUCGGGGAUGCCGUGCGACUGGAAAGGGCUCAGAAGAAAAAGACAUCCGCUGCUGAGGCUCACAGUCACGUAUCGGGUUUUUACGCAGGCAAAAUGAAAGCUACGAGCACUCAAGAGGACGCUCAGGCAGCAAAGUUACUUCAAAACGUUCUUGAACUACCGGAGCAGGUUACUGUCUGUUUGUCCGCUAUGAUCGAGCACAUGACUGAGUAUGGGCUGGAGCAUGUGUUUGAACUGACAAAAUAUUUCCAGCCCUUCUCGGCUCGCUCGCACAUGCUCUUGAACGGAAACACGCUGGUCAGUCUGGAGAUUUAUCAAAACCAAACGGACCAUUCGGCCAAGGGUAGUCUGUUUUGGACCCUGGAUCGGACGCAGACUCGAUUCGGACAACGUAUGUUGCGGCAAUGGGUUGGACGGCCUUUGCUUGAUAAAAUACGUCUCGAGGAGAGGACCAAUGCUGUCGCGGAGCUGACGGACCCUGCCCGGAUGGUUUUCGUGGAAAGAGUGCGAGGCUUGCUCGGCAAAGUCAAGAGUGAUCUGGAGAAAAGCUUGAUUCGCAUUUACUAUGGCAAGUGCACACGCCCUGAACUUUUGAAUGUGCUGCAAGCCAUGCAAAUGAUUGCGAUGGAAUUCGCAGACAUCAAAUCGCCCGCUCAGACAGGCUUUGAGUCAACACUAGUGAGCGAGGCAAUCGCCUCUCUGCCCACAAUCCGAGCAGAAGUUGUCAAGUUUCUGGACAAGAUUAACCUGCAUGCAGCUCGGACUGAUGACAAGUACUCUUUCUUCCGUGAAGCGGAAGAGACCGAAGCCAUUGGUGAACAUAAGCUCCAGAUUGGAAGCAUAGAACACAGUCUCUCUGAGCACCGCAAAGAGGCGGCGUCGACAAUUGGAAGAGGCAAAGUCGAGUACUCGACAGUGUCGGGCAUCGAGUACUUGAUCGAGAUCGAAAACAACUCACCGGCACUCAAGCGAGUCCCCGCAUCAUGGAUCAAAGUGAGCGGCACAAAACGCGUGUCACGCUUCCACACACCGGAAGUCGUUCAAAUGAUCCGAGAGCGCGAUCAGCAAAAAGAAGCCCUAGCUGCAGCAUGCGACCAAGCAUUCACAGCUCUACUAGCCGACAUUGCAGCACAGUACCAAUCCUUCCGCGAUUGCGUCCAAUCUCUCGCAACACUAGACUGCCUGCUAUCCCUAGCAACGAUCGCCCAACAACCCGGCUACGUCAAGCCCGAGUACACAGACGAAGCAGGCCUCCACAUCGAACAAGGCCGACACCCAAUGGUCGAGCAGCUCCUCACAAACACAUACGUACCGAACGACACAAACCUGCACCACGAUAGCACGCGCGCACUCCUCGUCACGGGUCCAAACAUGGGCGGUAAAUCCAGCUACGUACGACAAGUAGCACUAAUCGCAAUUAUGGGCCAAAUCGGAUCCUACGUCCCGGCAGCCUCCGCCAAACUCGGCCUCCUAGAUGCCGUCUUUACCCGCAUGGGAGCCUUCGACAACAUGCUCGCCGGCGAGUCGACAUUUAUGGUCGAGCUCUCCGAGACAGCCGAUAUCCUCAAGCAAGCAACGCCGCGGUCGUUGGUUAUCCUCGACGAACUGGGCCGCGGUACAUCGACGCACGACGGCGUUGCUAUCGCGCAGGCUGUGCUCGAUCACAUGGUCCGGUCUAUCCAGUCCCUCACGCUCUUCAUCACGCAUUACCAACAUCUUUCACGAAUGGUGCAAUCCUUCCCGGAUAAUGCCCUCCGCAAUGUGCACAUGAAGUUCACGGAGACAGGCGGGAAGGAGGGCGACGAGGAGAUUACAUUCUUGUAUGAAGUCACUGAAGGUGUUGCGCAUCGCAGUUAUGGAUUGAAUGUGGCUCGGUUGGCCAACCUACCCUCGGCUGUUAUUGAUGUUGCUCGUCAGAAGAGCGCUCAGCUUGAGGAGUCUAUUCGCCGGAAACGGUUGGCUGGGCUUGUCGGUGCGGUUGGGCGUGUUCUUGAUGACAAGGAUAGCGAUUCUGUUGUUGAUGGGCUUCUUGAGAGGCUUGUGGCGAGUGCUGAGCAGUUGUAG